GGUUUGAAAGUCCAAGGGAAAGCACAGGGGAAGCAUUACAAUACGCAUUACAGUUCCCAGCAGAAGCAGACCUUCAGCAACCGGAUUUACUUCCUAGCAAUCGGGAGCAAGCUCAGUUUUGUUUCCUCAGGUUAAAAAAGACAAUGAGAUGGCCCACAGCCUAAACUUUCCACAGAUGACCACCUCUCCUUCCCAAAUCUCCACUGAGAUAUUUUGUUCGUGAGCUAAGAAGAAAUUGCAGUCAUGGACAUCUAGCUUGAUAAACCUUUGCAGUACCAGGGGUUGCCAGAGUUUGGAUUGCUCUGAAAGGGUUGGAGACCCAAAAUGGCAGCUACCACCUCUGUUAUCCUUUCUGAGGAGGUGGCAUUGGUGGUUUUGGGGAACGAAUUGCCACGGGACAAGGUGAACCAAAGCUACCCUCACGAGCAGAGUUCUGAGGAUCCGGAGGCUACCCUACGGUGGAGUGAUGGCUGUCACAGUUCCGCUUGUAAGGCUCCAGUGCCUGAAGUAUCUGAGAGUGACAUGAGGCCUAAUCCGGAGGGGAGCAGAGAAGAUGCCAAUAAGGGGUCUGUUGUGGAUGAAGUCUUUCCCAAAGCUGUCACCACCAGUGAGGAAGAUGGGGAUAGCAAUGGGAUGCCUGAAGUGGCAGCUCAUGUCUUCGUCCCCAUUGACCCUUGUUGCAUCCAACGCACCCCAACAGGGGACGAAAAGAAGAGGAAACAGGAAUACGAAGAGGAAAUUGUGCGCUGCGAAAAGGAGAAAGGUGACCCCGAGAAGCAGAACUUCAUCGCUCGUGGGUAUUCCACACAGUUCGAUGACUUGCCAAGCUGUGAUGGAGACCGAGCCAAGUCAUUCUCUGAGAGGGUGCAGUGCCUACAGUGCCGCAACUGUAACUCUGCCAAUCUUAAAGCUGUGGCAUCCAUGAUUGGCGCCACAAUAAUUUUCCCUUGCCUGAUUUAUGGCGCAUACGUCUUCCUGCCCUUUGAUGCACCUCUGAUGUCUUCCAUGAGUGCCCGUUUGGUUUACACGCUUCGCUGUGGGGUGUUUGCUUCUUUCCCAAUCAUCAUAGGCAUGGUUGUAUACGGCUUGUCCCGCCUGUGCUUUUCCUCUCUACAGCCCUUUGGGGAGCUGCGGCGGGAAGUUGAGAUCCACCGCCACUAUGUGUCCCAGUCGGUCCACCUCUUCAUCCUGUAUUUCUUCAACAUCGCCGUUCUCUCCACUUACCUGCCUCAGGAAGGCCUCAAGCUCAUUCCUCUGCUGACAGCCCUUUUUGCCAUUUCACGGCUUCUGUACUGGCUAGCUUAUGCCAUGGGCCGUUCUUUCCGGGGGUUUGGCUUUGGCUUAACGUUCCUGCCCCUUGUCGCCAUGCUUCUAUUCAACCUCUACAGCAUGUUUCUCGUGGACCCAGAGAGUAUGUUUGCCAUAGGAGACAACAGUGCAGAGACGCCAUUGGAGAAGGAGAGGCAGUUGGAAGGCUCCAGGCCUAGAUACUGGGGGUGAAGCAACAUUGGCCAGAAAAAAACAGAUUCUGAGGUGAAGGAGACAUAAACAUAAUGACUGAUGGGUUAAACAGGUGAGGGACUUCCUCAGAAGUGUUAAUUUGGUAGAGGGCGUAGGCUAAGAUAUGCCAACAAUGAGGACAUUCUCCAACACAAGAGGUAAACUCUGGCUGGGCCUCAAAAUAGGAAACUUCUCUGCUGUUAGUUGAAAUGCCCAUAUAUCUCUGCUUUUAUAAAAUGGUUUAACUGUAAUGGUGGGGACUGUGACCUGGACCUGAACAGCCCAAUCCCAUCAAAUCUCAGAAGUAAGCGGAGUCAGCCCUGGUUAGCACUUGAACAGGAGACUACCAGGGAAGACGAGUUGCUAUGCAGAGGUAGGCAAUGGCAAACCAACUCUGAAUGUCUCUUGCCUUGAAAUCCUAAGGGACCACCUUGUCAGUUGCAACUAGAUGACAAAACAGGUGAGGGAGCCAUAUAUAAAUCUGUCCUUACAAAUGGGGGGAAGUAAGUUGUAGGGCUAUCAGUGUCAAGAUGGGCCCUGAACUUCUUCAAGGAUUCCAGGAGACCUCCAGACUACAAUAAUCAGCUUCUCUGGAGGAAACAGGAUCUUUGGAGAGCAACUCCUAUGGUAUUGCAUCCAGGCUGCACAUUCUGCCCUCCCCGUCCAGCUCCCCCAAACCUCUAGGAAUUUCCCAAGUUGCUGUUGUCAGCCCUAGCAAACGAUGUCCCUCUACAAGGCUUAAUAAAGUGUGAUGCCUUAACAAGGAACAUCUUUCUAACACAGACCAAACUGCAUCAGACCCAGAGUGAAAUGGGGACUGAACUAUAUUGCCUCUUCCAAGAUUUUGAAAUUUGAAAGAGGGUGUUUUGUGGCAGUAGCCUGAGCCAAUCAUAUGUACCCUGUCCUUGCCCCAUGCAAGUUAAAUUUGUUAUAAAGAAGGCAGUCCCUACUGCUGAAUUAGACCAGUUGUCAGCUUAGUCCAGUGCUGUUUUUUUCCCAACUGGGCAUCGUUCCCUUGAGGCUUUUUCCUCAGCUACUGCUGCAGGUCACAAAAAAAGCAUCUUCUCUUCCCAUGUUAAGGUUGCUCCUUAUCUCCCUUGCUUUGAAUUGACGUAUUGCAGCGAUUCCCAACCAGGGUUCCGUGGUACCUUGGGGUGCUGUGAGCAUGUCCCAGGGGUACCGCGGCAACACUACCGGCCCCCCUCACUUUUGUGGUGUCUCCCACUGGCGCUAGCAAGGACAUGGAGCUAGCCCAGGAGGCAAGGCCUGCCGAAAGGUCAGCAGCCAAUUCCCGCACCACCACCCCAGUGCUUCCCUUCACCCUGGGAGGGGAAGGUGGGGGGAUGGCAGGGGUACCGUGAGAUAUGAAGAGUGAGGUCAAGGGUACCGUGAUGUUGAAAAAGUUGGGAAACACUGAUGUAUUGGCUUGCUUGUACUUCAGAUAACUUUUUGCAGAAUGAGCUCAGUGAGCGAAGGAUAGCUUGCUGCUCCAAAAAAAGCACCUGUCUUGCUACCUAAAAUAAUGGGGAUAAGCACAGUUGUCUGCCUACAAAGACAUAGUAGCAUUAGAUUGCCACUUCGGGUUGCAUUUUUGACAAGAGUAUUGUCCUUUGUCCUAUAGUUCCUUUUGAGUCUACAUUUCCUGAGGGGAGAGUUUUCCCAUGGAAGGAUGGGUUCUUUUCCUCUGUUUCAGACUGGAAGGGGAGCACAUUCUGGUAGCCAGACAGCCUUGUAUGCUGGCUAGUUUCAGCUGCAGCUCCCCCCACCCCCAGACAGAAGGCAUCAGAGAGAAAGAGUAACCCAUAGACAGGCACCUUUCUGUCCCUUGUCCAAGAACAUUUGUACUGAGUUUUACUGUCGUGUGUGUGUAUAUAUAUUUAAAUUGUGUGUACUGCUUUGAGAUUCAAUUCUGGCUGAAAAUAAUAAAAAUAUAAUCUGUGUUAUUCUUGAUUGUCAGUCAAUUUAAGUUAAGAAGCAAAUGAAGGGUGGAAUAAAGAUAAUAUAGAAGUA
Messenger RNA from Sphaerodactylus townsendi, 3510 nucleotides. RefSeq names its product transmembrane protein 79 (gene TMEM79). Bases 325 to 1500 code for a protein of 391 amino acids. Lineage: Eukaryota; Metazoa; Chordata; Lepidosauria; Squamata; Sphaerodactylidae. Gene Ontology annotation, cellular component: lysosomal membrane; trans-Golgi network membrane. The transcript is spliced from 4 exons. The record is from RefSeq and is a predicted model, not a curated record. Gene Ontology annotation, biological process: regulated exocytosis.